Culex pipiens pallens (northern house mosquito) is the source of this 6525-nucleotide messenger RNA. RefSeq lists its product as uncharacterized. The record is from RefSeq and is a predicted model, not a curated record. Gene Ontology annotation, molecular function: SUMO-specific endopeptidase activity. NCBI's taxonomy places the organism in Eukaryota, Metazoa, Arthropoda, Insecta, Diptera, Culicidae. Bases 632 to 6136 code for a protein of 1834 amino acids. The transcript is spliced from 9 exons. Gene Ontology annotation, cellular component: nucleus; cytoplasm. Gene Ontology annotation, biological process: protein desumoylation.
UGAAUUCCGACGACGACGGACGGUGCCUCGCGUCAAGUCCGAAUUUUGUCCCCGUCGGAGGUCGCGCUCCGCAUCGAAAGUGGUUCCAGUGCGUCGGGGGUGGAAGUGCGCACACGGUGCGGGUAGAAUUUGCGCGAAUCGCGACCGAUUUGGGCGUGAAAAGUGCCGUUGAAAGUUCCGACAUUUUGCAUGGCAUUUUUUCGCUUUUUCUUUUGAGAGGAGAAGAGGGAGAGUUGAGUGUGUGCGUGCAGCGGGUGGGUUGUGAAUGAAGCCUUGCGUCACUGUGUGAGUGCGGGCCUCGAGGCAGAGAGGGUGGAAUGACAGACGGAGAAGCAGCAGCAGCAGGAACAAAGCUGUCUUGGAUCGAAGAAAAGUGACGCGCUUUGACAGCUAAGAGAAGAGUGUGAUCAGACAGCAAAGUGGUGGAUUUUUUUUUAUUUUCAAUUUUUAAUGAACGCAAAGUGAAAGUUUUAGCGAUUUAAGGAUCGAUUUGGUAAAGUGUAACGUGAGGAGUAGAUUUGGAUAAGUUUGGAAAAGUUUCGGUGGGUGUGAGGGAAGAAAAUUGAUUGCGUCAAGUGAGACCCAAAAUGGUUUAAGUAAAAACAAGAAGAAAAGUGAAAUUUAGGGCACGAUGGCUUACUACCAGAUAGUGCCGACGGAUGAGCUGAAGAAUCUGUACCCGCAGCUCAACAUUGAGAAUGGUGGGAUUCAGCUGGUGAUGGGCGACGACGUCCAGUUUGGUUCCCAGCAGGUCAUUUUGUCCCAGGACCAGUCGGAGUUGUUGCUGAACGAUAACAAUCAGCAGUUGCAGCAGAUCGUGUAUCAAUCUCCGCAGGCUCAAUCGUCUCAGCAGCAACAACAGCCCCAGCAGCAGCAGCAGGAAACGCAUUACUUGAUCCAGCAGGACGAUGGCGCCCUCACGGAUGCGUUUGGGCAGCCAGCUCAGCCGCAGCAUAUUUACUACUCGGAAGUUCCGAACGAUGGCUCGCAGAUGAUUCAGACGAACCUGGUCCACGAGCAACCUCAGGCAACGACGCUGCAUACGAUGCAAACUGCUUCCGAGCAGCUCCAACAGCAGCAGCAGCAACAACAGCAACAGCACCAACAGGUACUGCAGGUUGUUCACGGUGUGCCACGUCCUGGCCAGCAAAUCAUCCUAAGACAGCAUCCUCAGGAGCCGCCAAAAGCUCAGCCGCAGCAACAAAUCACAAUCCAGCAACCGCAGCAACACAUUCUAACCCAUCAACAACCUACGCAGGUCAUUUUGCAGCAUCAACCUGGCCAUCAGAUUGUCCACAGACCACCCCAACAGCAGCACCAACAACCCCAGCAGCAUCAAAUCAUCUACGAACAUGUCCAACCUCAGGGUCACACCCUGCAGCAAAACAUCCAGCUUGCUCCUCAGCUGGUCCAUCAACCUUCCCCCCAUCAACAACAACAACAACAACAAGUCCAGCAAAUGCAACCCCAGCAGCAAACUCAGCGGGUCACAAUACAAAAACCUCCCCAACAAUACGUUCAACACCAAAUCCAACACUCCCAGCCGCAGCAGCAGGUAAUCCAACAGACGACCCAGCAAAUGAUGCAGCAGCAGCAGCCCGUGGGCGGAAAUCGACCGUGUCUAAUCAUUACCAAACCUCAGAAUCCGCAGGUUCCACAAACGACGGUCACCGUCACCCCCCAACAACAAAUGCCACAAAAUCCCGCGAACGUGGCCCGCAUUCGCAACUAUCGGCCGCGAGCGCCCAAAACCCCGGCCAGUCCACGCGCUCGACCCGUCGUUCCGGUGACCUCGGUCGCCCCCGGCCAAGUCCAAAUUCGCCCCCCGCGACCGCAACUCACCAAAGUUGUUCAAGGCCCGGUCAUCCGGCAACCGACGACCGUCGUUCAACAACCCCAACAGCAACAGCAGCAGAUGCUUGGCCAACCACAAAACGUCGCCACACCCCGAACCAACAUCAUUUUAACCAGCACCGGGCAAAAGAUCGUCACCCUGACGAAUCGUCCCCCGCAGCUCGUCCCCGCCACGUACAACGCCGCCAAGGCGCAAACCCAGCGACGCGUCCUAACCGCUACAACCAGCACUCAACCACCACAGCUGGCCCCGGUUUCCCAACCGGCGCAACCUCAACCAACCCAACAACAGCAGCAACAAGUCCCUGUUGAACAGGUCGCUCCCGCGGGCACCACCGCCGCGUCCCAGAAACCCCCCGGCUACUCGAACGAUCUCGAAGACCUCGAGGACAGCAUCCAGGCGGCGGUCGUCGCCAAAGCGCCUCCUUCGGCCACCCAACCGGGCUCCGCCCCCGCACAGCAACAACAACAACAGCUGGAUCAGCAAACCUACCAGCCGGCGACCUCUCAACCGAUGCAGCAACCGCCCCAAAUGCACCAACAAACAGUCCCCCAGCAAGCCCCCCCACCACCACCCCCUCAACAACAACAAAUCCAACAACCAACCCCCCAGCAGCAGUUCGACGACUCGUCCAGCAUCAUCCAGCUCGGCAACGGCCAAACCAUGACCGCGGCCCAGUUCCGCUCGUUCCAGGAGAAGCAACAACUCCGCCAGCAGGAAAACUUCCGCGGCGGGUUCGCCCAGCGUGGCCGUGGCAACGCGACGCCCCGCGGAAUGGUCAUCCGCAAAACGGUUCCCAUGAACCGCCAGCAGCAGCAACUCGUCCUCCAACAGCAGCAGCAGCAACAGAACGCCCAAAUGCAAAUCUCCCAGCAGCAUCACCUGCUCCAGCAGCAGCAGCAGCAGCAGCAAAUGGUUCAGCAACAGGCGGCGGCGCCACCACCGCCGACUCCGCCCGAGCCGGAACCGCGCGAAAGUGCGAAAAUGUUGGUCAUUCUGCAGAGUGGCGAGCAGCGGCUCAUCACGUUUACGCUGCCGAAAGAGAGCUGCACGGUGCAGGAGUUGCUGGAGCAGGUCGGAGUGCAGUUUUCGCCGGACAGUAACAUUCAGUGCAUCUCGAACCCGGGCGGGGACAUUGAUUAUAUCGUGACGGUUGGCGUGACGAUGAAGGAAACCAACGAGUAUCUGAAGGCGGCGGAGAACACGAUCAAGAAUCAGCAGCAGCAACAGCAGCAGCAGCAGCAACAGCAGCAGUUGCAACAGCAGCAGCAGCAACAUGUGAUGCAACAGCAAAUGCUCCAACAACAGCAGCAGCAACAACAACAACACCAAAUGCAUCAACCUCCAAUCCAUCACCAACCCCAAAUGGGCAUUCCCCAGCCGCCGCCCCAGCAACAGCAGCCUCCCCACCAGCAGCAACUCCAGCAAACACCGGUUCACCUUCAGCAGCAGUCCCGCUUCAAUGACUCGUUCCGGGCCAGCAUGGCCGGCACUCCGUCGGGACCAUCGACCACUCCGAUGCACAUGCAAACGCCCCAACAGCAGCAGCAGCAACAACUUCAGCAGCAGCAGCUCUCGGUGGCCGGAGAAACGCCCAAAGGGGUCGCGGCCGAUGCGGGCGAUUCCAAGAAGGAACCACCGCCAAAGCUCAUCAAGGGCUUCCUCGCGGUUUGCUCCAACUGUGGCCUCACCGGGUACGACCACGCCAAGUGCCAGCGCUGUAAAAAAGUCUUCGCGGGCCCACCGCGCCGUAUUCCGGAGCCGGACAAACCGAUGGUUUCGCCCCAUCCGCCACCGCUCGUGCCGACGGCGUCCUCAACGCCCAUGCACAAGGUCACGACGACGGUUGGCCCCGCCAGUGGUGGCGUCGAUCCGGCCAAGGUCGGUGGCGUCUCGCUGCAGAAGAAACUGUCCCAAUCGUCGCUGGGCAGCAUGCUGUCGGUGCGGGGAUCGGGCCGGGGUGGUGCCGCUGGGCGGGGUGGCCGCGGGCGGGGUCGGGGUGCGUCGUCCAAGUACCAGGAGCUGGAACCGGUCGUGUUUACGCUGAGCAGCGAUGACGAGGAUCACGACGGUGGCGACAAGACGAAGAAUGGCAGCAAGGUCGCGAACGAAAGUGGAGUCGCAAAGGUUGCAACUGCCACCGUCGAGAAACGAGAACCGCUCAAGUGCGAGCCGAUCAUCGAGGACUCGGAUGAAGUUGUGGAAAUUGUGCGGUACGACGUGACCGACAUUAAGACGAUGCCGGACGGUUUGAUUACGAAUCUGGAGUGCCGGAACAUCCGGAUCGGGACGCUGAAGUACGAGUCGCCGGAUAAGGUGGCAAUGUCCUCGCGGGGUGUCCGCAUCAUCGCGCCCAACGUGAAGCGUCCGGCCGAAAAGUGCAUCCUCGAUCUGCAGCUGCACGAGGUCGUCAAGGCGGUGGUCCACUUUUCCAAAGCCCUGAACGUGAUCUUCCUGUACACGCUUCCGUCGUGUGGCUUCUACAUCCGCGAGAGUCUCGAGAUGGGCCUGCCGGACGAUCCACUGCCGUACUUUAAUCCGGUCUGCCGGAAGGACGAUGCCCACCGGAGGAUUACGCUCGUGAUGGAUCGCGUCACGGAGGAGUCCAAGUCGAUUCUGAAGAGCAUCUUUUCGACGGAGCGAAUUGAGGAGAUUAGCGCGAGGGACGCGAACGAGCUGCUGGUGCGAUCGUGCGGAACCGGAACCGUCGGAAGCAAGGGGACGGAGAACAGUUCAAACAACACGACGACGAACGCCGCGACGGGUGACGUGACGGAGAUAAGGAAGAUUUUGAUUUACCCCCAGGGCAAGGGCGGUAUUUCGAUCAACACCGAGGAUUACAUGUGCUUGGCGAUCGAUCAGUAUCUGAACGAUGUCAUCAUUGACUUUUAUCUCAACUAUCUGAAGCUGGAGCUGCUGAAGGCGGAAGAGCGGAGAAACAUCCACAUUUUCAGCACGUUCUUCUACAAGCGGCUGACGACGAUCGGGACGAGACAGCGGGGCCAGGACAAGGACCAGAAGCUGACGGCGGCGCAGAAGCGCCACGCGCGCGUUGCCAGCUGGACCAAGAAGGAGAACAUUUUCGAGAAAGACUUUGUCAUCAUUCCAAUCAACGAGCAGUCCCACUGGUUCCUGGCGAUCAUCUGCUUCCCGGGGUUGGACAUGCCGCUGACGAUGAAUAGCAACACGCCGACGCCGAUCAAGCGCAAGAAGGCGGUGGCCGCGUCCAAGAGCAAGAGCAACAUUACGCUGCAGAUUGGCAACACCACGAUCACGCCCGUGUCCAAGCGCGAAAUGGACGCGAUCAACCUCGGGGACGACGAGCUGAGCGAGCGGGACGAGGCGGAAGGUGACGACAGCGAGCUGGCCAGCGACACGGAGGAAACGGACGAGGAGCCGGCCAACGACGGCAAGCAGCAACCGGUGAAGCAACCGAUCAUCCUGAUCUUUGACUCGCUGACGGGUGCCUCCCGGAGUCGGGUCGUGGCCACCUUGCGCGACUACUUGACGUGCGAGUACAAGUGCAAGAUGCCCACCAAACCGGCCAAGGUGUUCAACAAGAACAACAUGCCCGGUCACUGCGUAAAAGUCCCACAGCAGAACAACUUUACCGACUGCGGGCUGUACUUGCUGCAGUACGUGGAGCACUUUUUCCUGGACCCCAUCAAAGACUACCGCAUCCCGAUCAAACUGCAGGACUGGUUCGACACGAUCACGGUGACGAAAAAGCGCGAGGACAUUUCCAACCUGCUCAAGGAACUCAUCCGGAAGCACAAUCCGGACGUGCUGCCCCUCCCGGACAUUAAAUUCCCCACGCUGAACGGUAAUUUCAAGCUUGCUCAAAAUCUUUCAAAAGCUAACUCUGAUUCCCUCUUAGGCAAACUGAUCAUCGACCCCGAGGACAGCUUCAACGAUGCCGAGUUUGAGGAGGAAGAGAUGGAAGAGGAAGAGUACGUCCCGGAAUCGUCGGCGGACGACGCGGCCAAAGCGACACCUGCAGCGGCAUCGACGCCAGCGGCGACACCCGUCCAGAAGAAGACGAUCAAGCUGAAGCGGUUCAACUCGGCCGGUUCGGCGAGUUUAGGUGGCACGCCGACGACGACGACGACGCCAAUCAGCUCAGCCGCCGGACAGCAGCAGUCACUGCUGUCGGUGUCCCAGAAGCGCCCGCUGGACAGCAGCAACGGAAGCAACAAAUCGAGCACAGACUGUAGUAGCAUAAGGCCCAAGGCGCCCAAAAUCAGUGAUAGCCCUAAUAAAGUAGUAACUACCCAGAACUAGAGAGCGUGCGUGCGACUGAAUGACCGAGGAAUUUACUAGAAAUAAUACUAAUAAUUAAAAAAAGCAGGAACUUCACUCUAGCGAUGUAAGUACAUGGCGAACAAUUGUAUGAAAGAGAGCGAGCGAGAUUUGUUCCUAGCGACGCAUGAUCAUUUGAAACUUUUCCUAACUGAUAAGACCAGAUUUUAAGGCGAAAAUUUAGCAAACAACCGAUUGACGAAAGGUUCGAGAUUUUGGAGGUGGCGGCGCGCACACAUUUUUGUGUGUGGCCGCGUGAGCUCGUGAUGUAUUGAUGAUCAGUGUCACCACCCCCUUUUUUUUAGUUAGCUAGAUGUGUAUUUUGGAACUAAUUUUUAUUUGCAAAAUAUAGAAAAAAUACCAAUUUCAAA